AAGAGAAAUGAAGUACUCAAAGCACUCCUUAUAUGCCUUUAAACCCCUCUCCCAUUGGAAUCUUAGCAAUGAAUGGGGGAGGAAAUGGCAGGAAGUUAUAUGCACCAAAGCCAAUAAGGCCUAUUCCACAAAUUCAUACUCUGGCACAAAAAGCCCCUAAACUCGGUUUUUCGGCAAUGUUACUUCCACAAAGACUCAGGCAGCUUAGUCAACAUACUGAAGAGGCCAUGACCAACUCUCAAUUGGAGAAUUCUUCUUCUGUAGAACUACCAGAAUGAGAAAGGAAGGCCUCAUCGUCAACUAUCCAGUCUCAUUUGGAAGAGUCCGCUUUUAGGCCUUUAAAUGAGACCCAUGGUGAAGAGAGAAAGUCAUCUGUUUCAUCAAGGAGCAAUAUUAUGAAUUUACCUAUCAUUAAGGAGACAAAAAUUAGCAAAGACAAAGAACCACUUAAGAGAUGGAAUAGGACUGACGAUAAGCACCUCUGGAAGAUCAUCAGAACAGUGGCUGAAAGCCAGAACGAGCCUUUAGAAGAAGUUCUGGAGUUAAUUAUCAACAAUGAUCAGAGCCCAUAUUGGAAAAUGAUCCUUCCAACUUUAAGAAAUCAAGUUGAAUCUUUCUCUGAAUCCCAGACUCUGAGCCAAGUAGACAAAAAGGGAAUGAAGUUCUUUACCAAAAGGGUUAUCAAACUCAACAAUAUGAGGGAGGUAUCUAGAAGAGAGCAUAAGUUAAUCAGAAAAUUGCUAAGAGCUAACAAAAAGAACAACAAAAUUGAAUGGGAACAAAUUCUUUUCCAUUUCCCAGGUAAAAGGAUCCAAGAGCUGAUGAAUUAUACACUUGAGAAUUUCCCAAAGUACUUCCAGAAUUGCAGCUCAAAGGAUGCCCAAGAUGAUCAAUAAGCAAGGAGAAAAGAUUUCGUCUGAAUAAGUGCUGUGAUAAACAAAUCGAAAUAUCACACAGGCAUCAUGAUAAUUUCUAAAUUCUUUUAAAUAAAUUG
Molecule: messenger RNA, 994 nt
Organism: Moneuplotes crassus
Lineage: Eukaryota; Ciliophora; Spirotrichea; Euplotida; Euplotidae
Source: the annotation of a GenBank genome assembly